AUGACUACUAAAAAUAUUUGUUUAGAAGAAAUAAUUCCUGGAAAUCCCGUAUUAGAAAGUGCCAAAUUUAUAUUUGAGCAUAGUAAAGAUGUCCAAAUUACCAAAGAAGGUAUAUACAAUGCCGCCAAUAUUAUAUUUGAAAAAAUGAAACAAAAGGAAUAUUCUGUAAAACAUUGGAAGAUGAAUGAUCUACAUCCUCAAAAAGCAGAUGAAGCGGCUAUCAAUUGGAUUUUUCUCGUUGAUUUGCUUAAUUUUUCGUUUUGGUCAGAUCUUGAUAAAGAGGAUAUCCCGGGAUACACGAGUCCUGACCGAUAUACUGUAUUUUAUAACAAUCGUUCGUACACGGGUUAUUGGUCAUUGUGUGCCGCAAUCAAUCGAGCUUUGCAAAAAGGAAUUCCUAUUACAACUCCGGAUUUUUACGCGUCAAAGGAGAGAUUGAGUGAUCUUGAGAUUAAGCAAAUAUUUAAAUCCGAGACAAGUGAAGAUAUUCCACUUUUAGAGGAGCGAAUUGAAUCAAUUCGUCAAGCUGGAAAAAUAUUAACUGAAAGAUUCAAUGGAACCUUUGCCACAUGUAUCCAACAAGCCAAUCAAUCUUCCCUAAAGUUGCUUACUAUUAUCGUAGAAAAUUUCCCUUCGUUUCGUGAUGAGGCGUCAUUUUUAGGAAGAACAGUUAAAUUUUAUAAACGUGCACAAAUAUUAAUCGCGGAUAUUUGGUAUUGUUAUAAUAAUCAAAAUACAAUUUUCGGUUUAGGUUAUGGCACCUUUCAUGAUAUCGACGAGAUUACAAUGUUUGCCGAUUACAGAGUACCUCAGGCGCUUCACCAUCUCCAAGCACUUUCUUACUCUCCAUUCCUUAAAGCUACCCUCGAUAACUAUACACUAUUGGAAAAUGGCUCACAACUGGAGAUAGAAAUUCGCGGAUGUUCAAUAUGGGCAGUUGAAUUGAUACGUCGUCAUAUCACGCAAAAAUUAUUAUCGGAAGACGGAAAAAAUGAAACGGAGGAUAACGAACCACUUCGUGUCAAUGCCAUACUUUUAGAUUACUAUAUCUGGGAUUUUGCUUCGUCCAGUAAAACAGCGUUGAACGUUAAAGCACAUAGAAUUAGAAGUAUUUUUUAUUGA
Molecule: messenger RNA, 1122 nt
Organism: Ambispora leptoticha
Lineage: Eukaryota; Fungi; Glomeromycota; Glomeromycetes; Archaeosporales; Ambisporaceae
Source: the annotation of a GenBank genome assembly